This is a messenger RNA of Solenopsis invicta (red fire ant), 3738 nucleotides long. RefSeq lists its product as uncharacterized. Lineage: Eukaryota; Metazoa; Arthropoda; Insecta; Hymenoptera; Formicidae. Gene Ontology annotation, biological process: G protein-coupled receptor signaling pathway. The transcript is spliced from 9 exons. Bases 1501 to 2994 code for a protein of 497 amino acids. Gene Ontology annotation, cellular component: membrane. Gene Ontology annotation, molecular function: G protein-coupled receptor activity; peptide binding. The record is from RefSeq and is a predicted model, not a curated record.
AAAGAGGAAGAGAGAGAAAAAGAGAAACGGAUACGGAGUGGGAAGCUGGCGAGAGCGAGAGAAAGCUCGAGAGAGAAAUAUCGAGAGAGAAAGGACAGAGAGCGAGAGGGAGGAGCAGCGGCAGUUCAGGAGCAAGGGUAGCGGGGGAGGGUCGCGGCUUCGAAUCAGGGGUUGCUUUCAGAGGAGCACGCAGUGCUCUCUCGUCUCGCGAGCCGGGAGAACGGGAGAGAACGUGCGUGCCGGUUCGGAGAAAGAGGGUAUUUUUCUCACGUCUUUAGGAAGCUCCUACCCUCGUGGUCCUUCCCGCCAAAAGAGAAAAUCGCGAUAAGAACCGACCGUGCCGACAGUUUCCACUUUUUUUUUUCUUUCCUCCGUCUCCCCGUUUCUCGCAUCUCCGUGAAAUCUGGACGAGACAUUCGGGAAUGAGACGACAGCCGAUUAACGCGUCGGGAUUUAAGACCAGGUGGAAGAUCAAGGGCUAACACUCGUGCGGACAACGUGAUCCUCGAGAAAUCAUCACGAGGGAUGUCGCGCGAACUUUAAUUCUUUCGCAUUUAAAUUGUUAUUCCCAAAGAGAGCAUUGUAAUAACGUUUACUAAACAGCGGGGAAUAACGUGGCAAGUAUAAUAUUUUGAGGUAAUCUUAUUUGUCGCUCGAAACUCAUCCUAUGUAAGGGCUAAUCUCGAAAUUGAAAAAUGUCCGCGUCCGCCGCCGUCCGCGUCGGCGAGUUGAUUCGAUUAACAAUUCGCUCAGAAAUAAUUUCAUGCCGCGUUACACAUCUUCAUUAAGUCUGAAAUCUAGUCCCGGAAUUUCACGUGAUUUUAUUCCGCCGGACGCACCCGUCGUCGGAGCGACGACGAUAUUGCGCGCGAUAUGCCCUGACAGGCCGGUGAAUUCUUCUCUUUCGUGACACGUCGAAUUCCGUAGAACAACUUCGCAAACUAUUGCCAACAGACCAUUUAUAAAUUCAACGAGAUAUUUUAUAUAUCCAUAUAAAUGUUUCUUUUCUUUAGAAGAAUUCGAAUUUAUAUUUGUGUAUGAUGGAGAAAAGAAAAAAAAUAUUAAUUAUGUUUCAAUUCUAAGGUACAUAUCCGAAACCCUAAUACCAAUUAUUAUUAGCUCUUUAUCUACAGAUUACGUACCCUUUGGUGUCUUUAGACGAUUCGUCACGUUUUCUUCAAAAGAGCGACGCGCGUGUUAGGCAAAAAAUCGCUAUCGCAGUUUAACGAGACGUAUAUUGAUGAUCGGGAAAUGCGAUAUCUGACAGAGGGACACAUUCUUAAGAGCGACAUAGCGAAUGGAAAGGAUGACGCAUCCCCUCGUGCGGAGGGAUGACAGAUCGAAGAAGAGCGUUUUGCACGUCGCCGAGUCGCCGUCGGUGAGCCAAUUAGACGCAAAAGUGCUCGGUUGAGAGUAAAAGCGGGCCCGGAGAAAGGAAAUCGCUGCCGAGGGUCGGAAAAAUCGUCAGGCGAGAAGAAGAAAACGGAAGAGCCGUGAGAAAUGGCCGCCGCUCCAGCGGUAGCGAUGAUCGGAGCUAAUCUGAGAUUUGGCAUCGGCGCUUCCGGGAAUGUCACGUCCAACGCCACCAAGGUGUUCCAGUGUCACCCCGGUGGUGUGACCGAAGCCACCGUCAUAUUUAGCCUCGGUGCAAUGGGGAUGGGGGCGAACAUCAUCCUUAUGACGUUGAUACUGGCGAAGCGACAGCUGCGCAGGUGGUCCCAGGGAUUGUUAUUUCACCAGGCUAUGGUGGAUUGCGCAAGGGCCGCUAUAUUGCUGCCCCUAGGCUCCAGUAUAUUGAAUUGUCAGCCUGUUAACAAGUGUUCCCUGGUAGAGACCGCCUUUCUGUUACUGGUGACCGUUUCUACGGUAAAUAUGCUAACAACCGUACUAAACGACAGCCCGGUAUUCCCAGAGAGCGACGACGAGGCAGAUCUGACCGCUCCCUUGCUGAUGGACUCACCCCAGUGCGUGCUCUUUGGCACCUUCAUGAUCUGGUUCGCCAGCAUAACUAUCAAUCUGGGACCCACGUUUCUUAGCGGCGCCUUAGCGGCAAAUACGGAGAGUAGUCACAAUGCACCUAGCUGUCCGUUGGUACAUGGCCCUUUUCGUCAUUACAUAUUGAACGUUUUGUGGAUUUUCAUCAACAUUAUUUGUGUAGCGCUCACGCUCUUUCACUUAAGAAAGUUGCACAGAGAUCUAACGAAAGCUAAUGUCGAAGCGGUACGAGUAGCUGGUCUCGUUACGACACUCGUUAAUGUAACGGGAGGACAUCAAGAAGCAACGAAUUCGCUUGCAACCGAAGACGGUGACACGAGAAACGGUACGACGCCGAAAAGGACGGGUGCCAUUGAGGAACAUCGGAAAAUGAGAAAUUACCUCAGGAGGAUGGAACGCGAGGGUGUGCAGAGGGUGAAAAUGUUCCUGGUCAUAACAGCGGCGUACGUCUUGUUCUGGGGACCAUUGUUUUUCGUUACUCUGGUACACCAUCCCGUCAUAGGGAACCCUACUGGCUACGAGGUGACUUUACACAUCGCGUAUGUGCACGCCUUCGUAAACCCGACCCUGUUCCUCGCCUUGCACCGGGGGUUACGACAGGGGAUGUCGGAUGUGUGCUGCGGUUGCUGCGAAAGCAUAGCCCGAUGGAUCCUCGGAUCCGCUGCGACCGGCCCGAUGCAGAACGUUCAACUACGAUACGAUGCGCCGAUGACUCUCCCCUCGCCGCCAGAUCCACCCCUAUCGGCGUCGGCCGUAUCAUCGGGAUGUAAUCUUACUGAUGUGGCACUUCUAAAACCACCCCUGCCACCGACUGCCAAACACUUACUGGUGGACGACUCCAUCGUGAUACCACCCGAUCCUUGGAGUCUGACAUCGCGACCGAAGAGCACGUCUAGCCUGUACGAAGAGGAACUAUCCAGAAGACCGAGCCUCCUGCUACCACCACCGGAAUUAAAUGAUUUGCAAAGUCCGACAAGUAGCGACUUGCCCAGCGAAUAAACAACAUUAAUCAACAUCGAACCAAAAAGCACAACGUUAAUCGAUUACAAUGUAAAAAUAAUUGCAAAAAUGAUAAAAAGAUUUUCAAGAAAAAUCUUUCCUAGCCUCCCAAUUCUCUCCUGGAAGCAUUUACUCUGUCUGAUGUUCGUAUACAUAUACUGAUGAUAAAAAGCUAAAAUCAAAUGAGUUACCUACUAUAAAUACUGUGUCACUUAAACAUUUUUUAAAUGAGCGUUAAUAUGAAAUCAGCGAAAAUCAUGACUAUCUGCAAUUGCGUUUGAAAAUAUCCGUAAAGUUUUCAUGCCAUUUUUAAUAACAAACAUUAAUCUAAAUGGAAUUAAAAAUUAAAUCGUAAAUUAAUAUAAAAUUGUAAAUUUGGUUCCUAUGGAUAUAUACAUUUAAUAUAUCAAAUGGACAAGAGUACAUCAAGAUAAUAUUAAAAUUAAUUAUACGAAUGACGCAUCUUCAAUUUUGUUAGGAAGUGAAGUUACUGGAGAAUUAAUAUGCACAUUUACUUUUACAAUGCGUACAAAAAAAAUGACAGACUGACUUUUUUUACAAAACUCGUAUAUACAUAUUUGCACAAUUGUCACGUCCAAAUCGUCAGUUAAAAUGGUGUCAAGAUCAUUGCUUUCUUAUUGAAAAAUAGCAUUAUUUUAUCAUAUUUAGAAUGUAAAUACAAUUCUAUUUAUUUUAAUUGUUACAAAUGCAUAGAAUAAAUAGAAUUCAUUCCGACAUUUUGUA